GACUUUCCAAAACGUGUAUCACAAACCACACACCCCCAUCAUUCAUAACGUGCAUCCCUCCACACUCAAUCCCCCCUCUUCCACCUGCAUCUCCACCACAUUCAACCGAACCUGAACAAUUCACACAACCGCCAUGGAUUUCUGGCAAAAAGCUCGCUCAUUCGCCGAAGAUGCCGCCAAAAAAUCACAAGAACUAACAAAAGAAGCCGCGAAACGAUCACAGGAGUUCACAAAAGAAGCCGCGAAGCGAUCACAGGACUUCACGAUCGGAUCUUCGAAGCUAUCGGAUAUUGUUUCUGAGGCCUCGAAACGCUCGAAGGAGAUCGCUGCUGAGGCGUCGAAGAAGGCCGAUUUGAUUAAGGUUGAGGCGUUGAAACGUGCGGAUCAGAUUAAGGCUCAGAUUCCGUCUACUUCGGUUGCGAUCUCGCAACUCGUUGUGGAUUCAUCGUCUUCUUCUUCUUCUGCGACAGUGUCUGGUGUUGGUGAUUCGGCUGAGGAUCUGGAGAAGUUUGGGAUUACGGAUGAGUUAAGAGAGUUUGUCAAGGAGAUUACGAUUAAUACGUUUCGAGAUUUUCCGUUAGAAGAUGACUCAGAAAUGUCUGAUAUUCCUACAAUCUCAAAUGUGCGGCAGGAUCUUACGAAGUGGCAAGAAACACAUGCUAAACUUGUUCUUUCAACUGUAAAGGAAAUCUCAAAGUUGAGGUACGAGUUAUGCCCACGUGUCAUGAGAGAAAGGAAAUUUUGGAGGAUUUAUUUUUUGUUAGUAAAUAACCACGUGACUCCUUAUGAAAAGCGUUACAAGGAAGAAGAGGAAAAUAAAAAAGUGGUUGAAAAGGUGAACGAGGACGCUACAGUGGGGUCCGCAGCUGAAAGUGUUUCUAAAACAGAAGCAAGUGAAGCAAAUCAGAAAACUAAAAGCACAAAUACAAAGACAACCGACCAGGAUUUGGAUGUUUUUCUAUUGGGAGAUCUUGGUGACAGUGACGAAGGACCAGAUGACGGAAAUGAUGAUGGCUUGGAUGAUGAUGAUGAUUUUGACAAACUAUAAUUCGAGAAAUAAAUCAAAAAGUGUAUUAUGGCUUGCAGAAGAUGAAUGCAUGAAGGCAAGUUACAGUUGGUGAACAGAUGUUAAACAUCAAUCGUUUUAGGUAAUUUUGUUUCUUGUUGAUUGUUUCAUUUGUUUAGGAUAUAUACACUUUCUCAUACCUUUUCUUUUUCUAUUUUUAUUGGUUUUUUUGUGAUGGAUUGGAUUGGGCUCAAUUUGACAACCCACAUUAUGUCAUUAAGUUUAGGUUUGGUAACCUGAAACACCUAAACAGAUGAUACGCGUUUAUAUUAAAAAUCAUAUUUUAGGGUGGCGGCGCAACUUGUUGCCCGACUACCUGCCAUUGCUUUGUAA
Messenger RNA from Helianthus annuus (common sunflower), 1399 nucleotides. RefSeq lists its product as uncharacterized. Lineage: Eukaryota; Viridiplantae; Streptophyta; Magnoliopsida; Asterales; Asteraceae. The coding region runs from base 134 to 1048 and encodes 304 amino acids. The record is from RefSeq and is a predicted model, not a curated record. The transcript is spliced from 6 exons.